UUCGUCUCUCUGUCUCGUCGUCUUCCUCGCCUUUUCCAUCUAAUCAACCGAGCUUUUCUUCGUCAUCGUGCCUUACAAGUCAAGUUCACUGCCCACCCACUAUUCCUCACUGCAAUUCGAGACCUGGGUCGCCGCUCCCUCCUGCCCCCCCACAACUGACGCGCCGCGCUUCCGGCUCCCGAUCUCCGGCGACGUUCCCUCCGAUCCCCCACCCGACCAGCCUCGCCGGCGCGAUGGACGCCGAUUACCUGGGCCUGUUCACGGCGGAGACAUCCCUGUACAACCGCAUUGUCCUGGGCAGCCUCCUGCCGGCGUCGGCGUGGGAGCCGAUGCCCCGGUUCCUCCAGACCUGGAUCCGCAACUUCAUCGGCGGAUCCCUUGUUUACUUCCUCUCCGGCUUCUUGUGGUGCUCCUACAUCUAUUACCUCAAGCGCAAUGUUUACGUCCCUAAGGAUGAGAUUCCUACGAAGAAGGCAAUGCUGUUGCAAAUAUAUGUUGCGAUGAAGGCAAUGCCAUGGUACUCUGCUCUUCCAUCACUUUCUGAAUACAUGGUUGAAAAUGGAUGGACGAAAUGCUAUUCAAGAAUAAGCGAUGUUGGUUGGCUUGCAUACCUUGUGUACAUGUCAAUUUAUCUUGUACUGGUGGAGUUUGGGAUAUAUUGGAUGCACAGGGAGCUGCAUGACAUUAAACCUCUUUACAAGCAUCUCCACGCAACACAUCACAUCUACAAUAAGCAGAACACACUUUCUCCUUUUGCUGGCUUGGCAUUUCAUCCUCUAGAUGGGAUACUGCAGGCAGUGCCACAUGUUAUGGCACUAUUCCUUGUGCCAACCCAUUUUACAACGCACAUCGCUCUCCUAUUUCUAGAGGCGAUAUGGACAGCAAAUAUCCAUGACUGCAUCCAUGGUAAGCUUUGGCCUGUAAUGGGUGCUGGUUAUCACACUAUCCACCAUACCACAUAUCGCCAUAAUUAUGGCCACUACACCAUCUGGAUGGACUGGAUGUUUGGAACACUCCAAGACCCCAUAGAUGAUGGAUCCAAGAAGGUGAUGUGAAUUAUGAAGGGCUUUGUGCCAAUUGUUGUCUAAAUUCUUGUUUGACUUGGGUACUUGAAUUUUCAUUUGCGUUGCUUCCUAAUUGUGGCACUUGCUUGUAAAUGAUGUUGCCUGUUAAGAUGGUCCGGUAUCCUGGACUAGGAAAUACUUUUAAAGUAGAAGAGAAGAUUUAUACUACAAA
This is a messenger RNA of Syzygium oleosum, 1236 nucleotides long. Its product is annotated as delta(7)-sterol-C5(6)-desaturase-like. The record is from RefSeq and is a predicted model, not a curated record. The transcript has 3 exons. The coding region runs from base 234 to 1055 and encodes 273 amino acids. Gene Ontology annotation, molecular function: iron ion binding; oxidoreductase activity. NCBI's taxonomy places the organism in Eukaryota, Viridiplantae, Streptophyta, Magnoliopsida, Myrtales, Myrtaceae. Gene Ontology annotation, biological process: lipid biosynthetic process.